Cyprinus carpio (common carp) is the source of this 2227-nucleotide messenger RNA. RefSeq lists its product as uncharacterized. The transcript has 12 exons. The coding region runs from base 1 to 2205 and encodes 734 amino acids. The record is from RefSeq and is a predicted model, not a curated record. Lineage: Eukaryota; Metazoa; Chordata; Actinopteri; Cypriniformes; Cyprinidae.
AUGGUGAAUUCUUGUGUUUGUUUUGGAUGCAACAACUCCAACUUGUCUGGCCAUCGGGUCCACCGAUUUCCAAACAAGAAACACAAAGAUUUCCGUGCUUGGAUACGUUUCGUCCAGGCAAAGAGAAGCAAUUUCGCUGCCUCCUCGUUGACAAGACACACGGUGGUAUGUGAAAAACACUUCACACCGGACAGCUACAACCAAGGAGAUCUAAUGGAAUUUCGCAUGGGAUUUCGACGAAAAGAGUGGGUUAGGCUGGCAAAUGGAGCUGUGCCAUCGGUGCAUGCAAGUCCACCAGCAAAAUCUGGCGGGAGUGAAGAGUCUAACGUUAACACUAGCAGAGAAUCUGCGCGUCGAAAACGAGAGCUUUGCACAAUUUUGGGAGAGAGUGCUGCCAGCAAAGACGGGGCGGGUGCAACUGCCACUUCAGAUCCUGAAGGUGAUGGAGAUGGAGACAUCUCUAUAAUGGACCCUGAGCCAGAAGUGGUCCAUCAUGAAUCUCUUUCAUCUGCUGUUCAGGUAAAGCCUCAGAUGGUGGAUGUGGGGACUCAAACCGAAAGGUUUGAGCAUCGCAGAUCAACUCCACUGGCCAGUCCUGAACAAAGUGAUGAUGAAUGCUCAUUUUCUGAUAUCAUCAACCAUUCUGGUGAUAUGUCAUGGAGUCCAGGGGAGGAGAUGUUGAGCGAGUCCUCUGAGGAGGAACCAGAAGAGCUGGAAUCUCUCAGUGACCCAAAUGCUGUUGACAAGUUCAUUGUUUGCCAGAGGCAGUUGCUGUCCUUAUUCACGGUUUGCCCUGCAUGCUGUGGGGCUACCCAGGGACACAUAAUGCACCCGGAAGGAACUUUCAUAAAAGUCAAGCAGGCCUGCAGAACUUGUGGUUAUGAGCGUUACUGGCAAAACCAAGAGAAGGUGCAUCGAAACAUGCCUGCCUGCAACCUUUUACUCAGCGGUGCCAUCCACUUCUCAGGUUGCAUGGCUACUCAGACAAUCAGGAUGCUGAAGCUGUUUGGACUGCAGUGCAUAAGUCCCGGCACUUUUUUCCGCCAUCAGCGCUAUUACACUAUCCCUACCAUCGUGCAGGCCUGGAGGAAUGAGCAGAGGGGGAUCAUCAGGGAGUUGAAGGAGACGGGGGGAUUGAUCCUGUCUGGUGACUGCAGAUCAGAUUCUCCUGGACACUGUGCCAAAUAUGGUAGCUACUCCUUGAUUGAGGAUCGAAUUAACAAGGUUUUGGAUGUUCAACUUGUCCAAAGCUCAGAAGUCCCAAGCAGCUCUUGGUGUGAGCUAGAGGGUCUAAAGCGGAGUAUGCAGUUCCUGAUGGACCAAGACAUGCAAGUGUCUGCUCUGAUAACAGACAGAAAUCGGCAGGUGGCCAAGUGGGUACGUGAGAAAAUGUGUUCAGAAGGAACAAGGCAUUUCUUUGACGUCUGGCAUAUUGGGAAAAGUGUACAGAAAGCACUGGAUGCUGCUGCAAAAGAGAGGGACUGUGAGGAUCUGAAGCUGUGGAGGCCAGCCAUUAUCAACCAUCUCUACUGGACCGCAGCUUCCACCCCUUCAGGAGAUCCAGAUGAGAUGCAGGCAAAAUGGCAGAGUAUGAUAAAUCAUGUACAGGACAUACAUGAACACAGCACUCCUGCAUUUACCAGCUGCGCACAUCCACCGUUGGAAGGAGAGGCAAGAAACAAGGAGUGGCUGGAACCAGGAUCACCAGCAGCCACUAAACUGGAGAGUGUAGCUGCCAGGAAAGCACUGGUAAAGGAUAUUCGACAAUUGUCACCUCAGCAUCAGACAUUCUCCCUGGAGGCCUACCAUUCCCUCAUUCUGCACUUUGCUCCCAAACACACUGGCUUUUCUUUUCUUGGGAUGUACAGCAGACUUCUCUUAGCGGCCCUACAUUUCAAUAAUAAUGGCAACAGAGAUGUAGCUCGAACCAGUGAGGGUGAGGCACGCUAUGCCGUUCGCUACCCGCGGUUUCGGAAAGGUGGCUGGGUAGUCAGACCCAUCAAGGAAAAACCAUCUUACGGAUAUGCAACAAAUCUUAUGGUCUCUCUGGUAGAGGAAUACUGCAAGUCACCACAGGCCCUACAAGAAAGCAGUGCUGUCUUGUCCUCUGCUGCACCGCCCCCCCUCACCUCUUCCCUCCAGAAGGUUUCCAAGGAUGAGGCAGUCAGCCUCCAUCUCGCACGACACUCACGUUUUAACAUGUAAUAAAAGAUAAAUUUUACCAGUA